Molecule: messenger RNA, 1472 nt
Organism: Strongylus vulgaris
Lineage: Eukaryota; Metazoa; Nematoda; Chromadorea; Rhabditida; Strongylidae
Source: the annotation of a GenBank genome assembly
AUGAACCUUGCAAGACACAAUUCUGUAUGGAACACCAAAAAGGGUGCCGCUCUAGGAUUUGCUGCUCUGCUGGAAGAAGCCCGGAGCGAGCUUGAUCCAUAUAUCAGUCAACUAGUCCCAAAACUCUUUAGGUAUCGAUAUGAUCCCGAUCUGAGAGUAAGACAGUCCAUGCGUUCGAUAUGGUCAGUUCUUACUUCAUCUAGGCGAGGAAUUGUUGAUGAGUUUGCGGAUGAUAUUGCAAAAGAACUGCAACAACAACUCACUAGUCCAGAAUGGCGUGUGAGGGAGUCUUCAUGUCUUGCACUUUCUGAUUUGGUUCAGAGCAAUGAUACUCCGUACAUUCGAUCCAUUGCUGCUGAGCUAGUUUUGAUGGUAUUCCGUCUUCGCGAUGACAUAAAGGAAUCUGUUCGUAUGGCUGCUAAUCGUGCCGUUGCAAGCCUUGGGAAACUAGCUGUGAGACUUUCAGCCGAAACAACCAAGGGUCAUGACCCACACGCGUUCCUGGACUCCUUUCUUCCAGUACUUAUCCGUAAUGGUAUCCACUCAGAUACAAAGAUCAACAAGCAGUUUAGCAUCUCUCUACUUCUGGAACUGGCAAAGAAAGCUGGAACCCAGUUGCGUCCAUAUCUGCCUGAACUGAUACCAUCGCUUAUCGACGCUAUAAGUGACACUGAACCAGCUAUUCUUAACUAUGUAGCUGCUCGUUCGAGUCUUGCCGAAUUGGAGAUGUUGGAUGACGCGCGUGCCCAAAUUGCGAGAACUUCGCCAAUCAUGACAGCCAUCCAUGACCUCAUUCCUCAGAUUGAUAGCUCUGUUCUAACUGGUGUUCAACCACGUUUAUGUGAGCAACUGCGUUCAAGCGCAGGUGCUAGUACAAGGACCGCAUGUGCUCAGUUGCUGACAGUACUUGCACUACGAGCACCACAGCUGCUUAUGGACCACCCUGCUCAGUGCGAUAAGUUUUUCAAUGCGCUUAUUGCUGGGACUAGGGAUAGAAAUCCUUCUGUGAGAAAGCAUUUUGCCAGUGCUGUUUCAUACUUGGCAAAAUAUGCCUCAUCAUCUUCUUUUGGUGCUCUAAUGAAAGCUAUAUCGAAGGAUUUGCUAGGAGAUGAUGAGAAUAUGAAGCAAUCUGCGAGGUACGUUCUCAAGAGCUUGUCGGCAAAUUGUCCGGAACUGCUUCAAGGCUACUCCAAGCUCAUCGUGCCCUGCAUUUUCCUGGAGAAAUGUCAGCCUGUCAUUCGUGGAGAUGAAGCUUCAAAGAAGCGCAAUGAUGAGUGGUGUGAGCUGUGGAAUGAACUAGUGCCUAGUACCGAUGCCGCAGUUCGCCUAUACCGUCAAGAGAUUUUGGCCUUUGUCCUGGAUAUCCUCCAGAAUAAUGAUGUGUGGUCGGUAAGAGCACAAGCAGCUAGGAUGCUUACGGAAACGAUGGAGUGCCUCAAAGAUAGAGUUGAAGGCAGAGAUGCAGGUUAGCU